Molecule: messenger RNA, 1875 nt
Organism: Danio rerio (zebrafish)
Lineage: Eukaryota; Metazoa; Chordata; Actinopteri; Cypriniformes; Danionidae
Gene: cyp2ad3
Product: cytochrome P450, family 2, subfamily AD, polypeptide 3
Cellular component (GO): membrane
Molecular function (GO): heme binding; oxidoreductase activity, acting on paired donors, with incorporation or reduction of molecular oxygen, reduced flavin or flavoprotein as one donor, and incorporation of one atom of oxygen; oxidoreductase activity, acting on paired donors, with incorporation or reduction of molecular oxygen
Source: RefSeq, marked provisional
UGAUCAUUUAGAGAUUGCAGGGCUCCAGACAGUACUUUUGUAUUCAGUGGCAAAGGAGAAGUUACAUUUUUAUCAACACAAUGAUCCUGCAGUUUAUAUAUGAAAACUUUGAUUUUAAAAGCUGGAUCCUUUUAGGAUUUGGUUUACUGCUUCUUGUAGAUUUGAUUAAGUACUGGAAUCCUUCCAGUUUCCCACCGGGACCACGACCUCUACCAUUUUUAGGAAAUGUCUUUACUGAAAUUCAGGAUUUCAGAAACAUAAAUAAGUUGGCUCAAGUCUAUGGGACAAUAUUCAGCUUAAGACUAGGCAGUGAGAAAUUGAUAAUUGUUUCUGGAUAUAAAAUGGCAAAGGAGGCCCUCGUUACUCAGAAUGACAGUUUCAUUGAUCGUCCAAAUGUUCCUCUGUUUCACAAAGUAUUUAAGGGACUUGGUACGAUACUAAGUAAUGGAUACCUUUGGCGGAUGCAUAGGAAGUUUGCAGUCUCUCAUUUGCGAAACUUUGGAGUGGGGAAUGAAAGUCUUGAGGUCAAGAUCCAACAGGAGUGCAUCUUCCUUUGUGAUGCUUUUAAGGCAGAAAAGGGACCUGUCGACCCCAUGGUCACCUUAAACAGUGCAAUCUCGAAUAUCAUUUCCAGCUUGAUAUUUGGACAACGCUUUGACUAUCAUGAUGAAUAUUACCAAAGAAUUCUGCGUCUCGACACUGAAUGCAUUCAGUUAGCAGGUUCUCCUAGGGCACAGCUGUAUAAUGCAUGUCCUUGGCUCUUUGAAUAUUUACCCGGCCCUCACCAGACAAUUUUUUCCAACUAUAAGAAGAUCAAAGACUUCCUGAGAGGGGAGAUUAUUAAGCACAGAGAGGACUGGGACCCUGCAAACCCACGUGACUUUAUAGACAACUACCUGACUGAGAUGGAAAGGAAAAAGAGUGACCCUGAAGCUGGUUUUAACAUAGAGGGGUUAGUGGUUACUUGUCUGGACCUGAUUGAAGCCGGGACAGAGACUGCAACUACAACCUUACGCUGGGGUCUGCUUUUUAUGAUCAAGUUUCCAGAAAUACAAGAAAAGGUCCAGGCAGAGAUAGACAGGGUGAUUGGACAGUCACGUCAACCCUGCUUGAAUGACAGAGUUAAUAUGCCCUAUACUGAAGCUGUGAUUCAUGAGAUUCAAAGAUUUGGGGAUGUUGUUCCACUGGGAUUCCCUAAACGGGCUGUUAAAGACACACAACUAGGGAAAUAUUUCAUUCCUAAGGGCACAGCUAUUACAGUAAACCUGUCUUCGGUCCUGCAUGAUCCAAAUGAAUGGGAAACCCCAGACACCUUCAACCCAGGACAUUUCCUGGAUGAAAUUGGCCAGUUCCGGAAAAGAGAUGCCUUCAUGCCUUUCUCUGCAGGCAAGAGAGCGUGUUUGGGUGAAAAUCUGGCUCGUCAGGAGCUUUUCUUAUAUUUCACCUCUCUGCUGCAGCAGUUCAAAAUCUCCAAAUGUCCAGGAGAAGAACCCAGUUUGGAAGGCGAGAUUUGGUUCACGUAUGCUCCUGCUCCCUUUCACAUUUGUGUGUCCUCUCGUUAGUGUGUAUACAGACAUUUUUAAUUAGCUCAGUCUUAUUUUUCUUUUGUGAUAAUUUAGUAUAUCUGCUAUAAAGUGUUGAUGGACCAGGAUGUCCAAAGUGUUUAAGAUUUUUUUUUUUUUACCCUGAUUAUUUCCUAAGCAUGGCCUGCAGUUAUACAAGUCUGAGACUUGUAUAACAUAAUAAAGAGUUUAAUAAUGUAAUCAGGUUUCAAAUAUAAAGAAUAGCUACCUAUAGAAUAGCUACUAUAUUACAAUUGAAAAUCAUUGUAAAAAUGCUUGAAGAUGUAUAAUAAAGCAAGGAUUAUUGACGUUA